Messenger RNA from Tuber aestivum (summer truffle), 646 nucleotides. Lineage: Eukaryota; Fungi; Ascomycota; Pezizomycetes; Pezizales; Tuberaceae. The record is from the annotation of a GenBank genome assembly.
ACACUCGUACUGUAUAUAGUACUCGAGUAUAGUAUAUAAAUCAUGCACAUACUUGUAUAUUUCUCAGAGAAUGAUAUCCUUGUCCGUCACUCGCGAAUCGUCAUUUCGAGUGCUUUCCUCUUUUGGGGCCUUUUUCCUUUCUUUUUUUCUUGCUAACUAGUGCUGCUACAGUAACCGGUAACCUAGCGGCUGCAACUGGUAUUAUUAUGAUACUUGUAGACUGCUAUCUCGCAGCAGGAGAUCUCUCCUCUCCUUUCUUCUUCCCCUGCUUUGCCUUGCUCUCCCCUACAAGUAGUCGGCGACUUGUAUCGUAUCGUGUCGUAUCGUGUCGUAUCCUGCAUACCGUAUUGUGCGAAUACUCUGCUGUACAGUAUAUACCCGCCCGCUGCUCGCCUUGCCCGGUACGAUACAGUAGAUCUAAUCUACAAGUAGCAGGGAUGGUACAAUACAAGUACCGUACCGUACUGUAAGGGGUGUGUGCGCGUCUUGGUUGUUUUUUAGAUUUGAUCUCUAUCUAUGUUCCCCCAGUUUGUCCGUAUGUGAAUGCGCUCUCUCUGGAGAUGGUACGGUACUUUUGUUAUUGUUGUUGUCAUUGUUGGUCUUAUUAUCGUUGUUGUUAUUAUUGCUCCGUUUUUUUAUUAUAUCG